Molecule: messenger RNA, 988 nt
Organism: Paramecium primaurelia
Lineage: Eukaryota; Ciliophora; Oligohymenophorea; Peniculida; Parameciidae
Source: the annotation of a GenBank genome assembly
AAUGAAAAAUAUAAUUGCAGCCACAUUGACGACUCUACUAAUUGGUUUGGGUUUCUACCAAGUAAAUUUAGAUUCUGCUUCUGAUUUUGAAAGAUGGGCUUUGAAACACGGAAAAAGUUAUUACGGAGAUGAGAAAAUAUACAGAUAAACCAUUUAUUAUCAAAAUAAAUAAAUGAUUGAUCAACAUAACAAAAGAAGUGACGUUACUUAUUUAAUGGGGGAAAAUCAAUUUAUGACUAUCACAAAUGAAGAAUUUAUUAGACUUUAUUUGAGUACUCAAUCAUCUGAAUAAUUAAAUGAUUAAGAUAAAGUUAAAAGAAGCAAUAUUCAUAAAUCUUCUGAAAAAAUUUAAAAAGAAAAUAAACGAGAUUCAGUUGAUUGGAGAGGUUUGGUAAAAGUUAAAAAUUAAGGAUCUUGUCCUUCUUCUUAUGCAAUGUCAGCAACUAGUGUAACAGAAGGAGAAUAUGCAAUAGUCUAAGGAUUAUCUAUAACAUUAUCAGCACAAUAAAUUAUGGAUUGUAAUUACAGAUAUGAUGGAUGUAAUCCUAAUUUUCGUAGAAAUGAUGUUUGGGGAUCAUUGUUUUAUGUGUGGGCUUAUGGAUUAUAUACUGAAUAAUAGUAUCCAUACACUGGUUUAGUAUAGUAUUGUUAAAUAAGUUCUAAAGGACCUUGGAAGAUCACAUCACGCUGGGGGGAUUCUGAAAUGAAUAUUUUAUCCUUCAAAAAUGAUCUUUCUGAACAUCCUUUAUCAAUUGAAGUUGAGGCCAGUAAAUGGUAAUUCUAUGAUUCUGGUAUAUUUUCUGAUUGUAGUUCUGCUACUAGCAAAGCAAAUUAUUUUGCAUUAGCUGUUGGUUAUGAUUCAUCAGAUAAUUGGUUUGUUUAAGCAUCUUUUGGAACUACUUGGGGGGAAUCUGGAUAUAUAAGAUUAGCACCUGGAAAUACUUGUGGUAUUUUAAAUGAGAUUUAUUAUGUGGGUUUGAAGGAUUGA